AUGGAUCGCCACAAAAUUGAAUUUAAACAAAGAGAACGAUAAGAUAAUAGACAUAGGAUGCGGUAAUGCAAUGACUUUGGUGGAACUCGCGAAAGAAGGAUUCACAAACUUGACGGGGGUGGAUUACUCACAAAAAGCAAUAGAUCUGGCCCGCAUGGUGUUGAACGAUAACAAUUUGUCGAAUGUAAAGAUAGAGAUUUGUAAUAUACUUGACAACACAUUGCCGCAUGAUUUUAAAGUCGUUCAUGAUAAAGGCACUUACGACGCUAUUAGUUUAAAUCCAGAGAAUCCGAUGGAAAAGAGACAGAAAUAUAUAGAAAAUAUAUAUCGCAUUCUUCUGCCAAGAGGAUAUUUCGUCCUGACAUCUUGCAAUUGGACCAAAGAAGAAUUGCUGAAGCAUUUUGCGAGUCAUUUCGAACUUGAUAGUCAACUUCCUACGGAUAUGUUUCAAUUUGGUGGGCAGACAGGCAACACUGUAACACAAUUGAUAUUUAGAAAAAAGUGACAAUCGAAAAAUUCAGAU
Molecule: messenger RNA, 523 nt
Organism: Cyphomyrmex costatus
Lineage: Eukaryota; Metazoa; Arthropoda; Insecta; Hymenoptera; Formicidae
Product: protein-lysine N-methyltransferase Mettl10
Exons: 2
Cellular component (GO): cytoplasm
Molecular function (GO): protein-lysine N-methyltransferase activity
Source: RefSeq, a predicted model, not a curated record